AUGUCCAGCGAUUCUACCAGCCAGCCGAUAGCCGGCAUUCACACUUUUGACCUGCCAUCCGUGUGGCUCGGUGACAUCGCGUUAUGGCUGCGCACUGUAGAGUCACGAUUCGCCCUCCGUCAGAUCACACGAGAGGAUACCAAAUUUCACUAUGUUGUGACAGCACUCCCAAUGGACAUCGCCACCGACCUCCGCGACAUCAUAGAUUGCCCGCCCACAGAAGCCCCUUAUACUGCCCUAAAGGAGGCUCUCAUUUCCCGCAUUUCUCUCUCAACGCAAAAACGUCUCCAACGUUUAAUUUCUGAGGAGGACCUCGGUGACAGGAAGCCUACGCAGCUUCUUAGGCGUUUGGAGCAGUUGGCAGACGGAAAAAAGCUGGAUGCCACCAUGUUCAAGCAACUUUUCCUCCAACGGUUGCCUCCUUCUUGCAGCGUAUCCUGCCCGGGCCGUCAGGACAUCAUGCCACAAACGCGUGACAAGCGAACGAUCAAGGUCAUGGCCCCCUGUUCACACCGUCUUUGUGCUGAUUGGCCACCCAUCAGCCUAUGA
Molecule: messenger RNA, 549 nt
Organism: Spirometra erinaceieuropaei
Lineage: Eukaryota; Metazoa; Platyhelminthes; Cestoda; Diphyllobothriidea; Diphyllobothriidae
Source: the annotation of a GenBank genome assembly